Molecule: messenger RNA, 958 nt
Organism: Amaranthus tricolor (Joseph's coat)
Lineage: Eukaryota; Viridiplantae; Streptophyta; Magnoliopsida; Caryophyllales; Amaranthaceae
Product: probable ribosome biogenesis protein RLP24
Exons: 5
Coding region: 175-678 (167 amino acids)
Biological process (GO): ribosomal large subunit biogenesis
Cellular component (GO): nucleolus
Source: RefSeq, a predicted model, not a curated record
GUAGGCCAAAAUAGACAAAGACUCAAGUUUAAUAUCGGGUAAUGUCUAAACCGACCCGGAUCCACUAUCAUUCUUAGCUGCCCUAAAAGCUAAAACCCUCCAACAUACCUCCCAUUGUCUUCCGCCUGCUCGAAGCUUGCAAGAUUCUGUUGGUGAUUCUAGUAUCAUAUCACCAUGAGAAUAGAAACUUGCUGGUUUUGUUCUUCUAAGAUAUAUCCUGGUCAUGGAAUUCAAUUUGUACGCAAUGAUGCUAAGAUUUUUAGAUUUUGCAGAUCCAAAUGUCACAAGAACUUCAAAAUGAAGAGGAAUCCUCGAAAGGUCAAAUGGACCAAGGCCUAUCGCAAAUUGCAUGGAAAGGAUAUGACGCAGGACUCUACCUUUGAGUUUGAGAGAAAGCGUAAUAGGCCAGAGAGAUAUGACAGGAGUCUUGCCGAGAAUACAUUGAAGGCAAUCAAGACAAUUGACAAGGUCAGACAUACCAGAAGCAUGCGUCAUAUUGAGAAGAGGUUGAAGCCAAACAAACGCCAAGAGAACGAACGAGCACGAAAAGAGCUGAAUAUGAGCAUCGACUUGAUCAAGGCUCCCAGUGUCCAAAAACUAGAACCGUCUCUCACAUUACCAAAGAUCAAAGUCAAGACUUCAGAGCCACAGGAAGACAAUCGCGCUAUGGAAGAGUAAAUUUGCAACCAGAUGUCUGGAUAUAGUCAUUUACUUUAUGUGCUUCUUUUUUGUAGUAAUCUUUAACCGUUUUGUCGAAUUAGCCCGUCUUACUGUAACGAUUGAAUGCUUUCAUUUUGUUCCAUUAAUAGAUUUAUGUGGCAUUUGCCCCAUGUUGAUUAUAUAGAACAAUUAAGCUUCCAUGGAAAUGAUCCUAGUUGUUGGCUUACUUGUAGCCUUGUAGGUUCACCCAAACACCUUACGGGGUCUUCCGAAUUGAUCAUAAUGAUUUGACAUGGAA